GUUUCAAACCAGUUGGUUUUGUACUUGAGAAAGAGGUGAAGUUUUCAAUCUGAGAAGGAGCGCGAAUCUGAGAGCAUUGGAGAUGUCAAAGUUCAUAUACCCACGGCUGUCUCGCGUCGACAUAGUCUCGAUCAUCAUCGACGCUCAGAUCAUGGACAUCUCGGAGCGCCAUCUUCUCAACCCUAACCCUGACUUCGUCACCAACCUCUUCACCCGCGUCCUCAUCGCUCUCGACUUCUUCAACGAGGAUAUUGGGCAAGUUGAUUUCGACGCCUUGGAGCAGUUUGAGAAUCCCGAAUCUCAUGACAGCUCCCUCCAUAUCAUCAACCUCUGCAACAGAAUCAGGCAGGUCCUGGACUUGGUGGAUUGUCCUCACAGAUUUACCCUCAAAGAUCUCAUAAGACCGGACCCCAAUCGCACCGAGUUUUUUCUCAGUGCUAUUAUGAAUUACCAUCUUUAUAGAGAGACAAAAGUGAAACAACUCACCGAACUUAUGAAUCCAUUAACGGAUAUCGAGGAGCAGCACCAGUUGUUGCAGGGCCGGGUUUCCCAGUUGAAUGUUGAGAUUGCGGACUUCGAUGACGCAAGAGAAAAGGAAUCGCCUCUUCUUCAAGAGGCAGAGGCUAAAGUUAAAGAAUUGCGCCAAACCAUUGAAGGCCUUAACAACGAACAAGUUAAAGUCAGAACUUCUCUUAAGAAGUUGAAGGAGAAGAGUGGAGAAAUGGACAAAGAGAUUUCUGAUGCUGAUUUUGAUCUGCUAAAAUGUGAUUCUGAGAGACAAGAAUUACGCUCAAGAAUUGUUCAGUCACCGGAUAAACUGCAGAGGGCUGUAGAAGAGAAGAAAUCAGUUCGAGAGAAGGCAAAAAAUGAUGAAAUGUCAGCCAUGCAAUCUUUUAACGAGAAGACUGCUGUUGAGGAGGUUUAUACAAAGGUUUUAAAGAAACUAUCAAAGCACUUGGCCCAGAUGCAGGUUAUACAAGAACAGGUGAAUUCGGCUAAAUUUGCUGGCAAAGACUGUAAAGCAUUAAAACAGAAAAAAAGUGAUGAUGAAAUUCUGAUUAAGUCUCUUCAGAACGAAGUUGUGAAACGACAGGCAAAAGUGAAAGAUUUUAAUGACUUGAAAAAGAAGCUAGAAAAGGAAAGAUAUCUAAAGUUUGAGGAGGCUACUAAGGAAGUUAAUACAGUCAAGCUGGAGGUGGAAUCAAGGAGAGGUCUUCUCGAAGCAAGGCAAAAGGAUGUUGAAGCUGCGGUAGCAGAGGUGGAUUCUAUUACUGCAAGUAUUGCCUCAUUAAAGAAAUCAGCAGCAGCUGAUCAGCAAGCAUUAGCUCUUAAAUGUGAGGAGAUCAUUAAAGAGUUCCACCAAUAUGCAAGUUCGAUUGGGAACUUGCUGCAAUGACUGAUAGAGCGUCAAAAGUUCACUGAGCAUGGAGCAGGUCCUUUUGAAAUUUGUUGGCUGGUUUGACUUCAGAAAAUAUCUUGUUUCUUUGGUUCAAGAGCCUGAAGCAUCCUUCCUGUAUACAUCUUCCCUUUAAAUCUUGUUUCUUCAGUUUGACAAGAAAGUUCCACUGGAUGCUUCAUCCCUCGUGUUAAAAGAAUGCACCUUCGGUUGCCUGUCAUUGCUUGGUGUGCAGUUUGAGUUGUAUUAUUUCAUCUUCUUCUUGUUGUGAAGGGAGUUGUAUUUAGAGACCCUUAUCUUCAUAAUAGUAGUUUAAGCAGAAAUGAGGUUCUUGAAAUCUUUUCUUUCCGGAUAACCAGACCAAUCAAUCUGUCCUUUUUAUAGCGUAAAUAUUCCUCCAUGUCAUCAGUUCAUUACUUUUAACAAAAAUUAGGUGAGCUCAGACUCGAAUGCCCCUCCAAUGUGUCUAAAAGAUUAAACAAUAAUUAUACUGAAUAAAUACAUACAUCUUAUUUUCUUUUCCC
Molecule: messenger RNA, 1920 nt
Organism: Fragaria vesca subsp. vesca
Lineage: Eukaryota; Viridiplantae; Streptophyta; Magnoliopsida; Rosales; Rosaceae
Product: kinetochore protein nuf2-like
Exons: 11
Coding region: 83-1396 (437 amino acids)
Biological process (GO): mitotic spindle organization; attachment of mitotic spindle microtubules to kinetochore; kinetochore organization
Cellular component (GO): Ndc80 complex; kinetochore
Molecular function (GO): protein-containing complex binding
Source: RefSeq, a predicted model, not a curated record